AUGGCUACUGACCUUUGUUAUACACUUGUUUGUCAAGACGACGCGACAGAAAUACCGUCCUUACAAGAGUUUCAGCGAGCUUUUGAAAAGGGCCCAGAUGAGACACGCAUCGAGACGAUGAAAAAGUUACUUGUGAUCAUGCUUAACGGUGAUCCCAUGGAAAAACUCUUACUCCAUGUCAUUCGUUUUGUUUUGCCCUCAAGAAAUAAGCAGCUCAAAAAGCUCUUGCAAUUCUAUUGGGAAAUUUGCCCCAAGACCAAGCCUGAUGGAAAACUUAAGGACGAGUUUAUCUUGGUUUGUAAUGCUUUGAUGAACGACCUUCAACAUCCUAAUGAAUAUAUUCGAGGUUCAACGCUGAGAUUCUUGUGUAAAAUUAAAGAAGCUGAAUUACUAGAGCCUCUCGUACCUUCUGUUAGAGCCUGUCUGGAACACCGUCACUCUUAUGUACGAAAAAAUGCUGUAUUCGCUAUAGGAUCUAUCUACAAAUCAUUUGAUAUGCUCUUCCCUGAUGCUCCAGAAGUCAUUGAAUCAUUUUUGCUUUCGGAAGCAGACAUGACCUGUAGACGCAACGCAUUUGUUGUGUUAUCCAACAUCGACCACGAUCUUGCUGUUCAAUAUUUGCUCCAAGUUAUUGACAGCGUACCUACUUUUGAUGAGUUAUUACAAUUAGCGGCUAUUGAACUCAUCCGUCAGGACUCAAAGACCAACUCUGCCAACAAGGCAAUCUAUAUUCGUUGCUUGUCUGAACUCUUGACCGCCGCAUCACAUUCUGUCAAAUACGAAGCUGCUUCCAUCCUUUUAUAUUUGACAUCAAGCUUUGCUGCUGUUAAAGCUGCUGCUUCUUGUUACAUUGAGCUCAUUGUUAAGGAAUCUGACAACAAUGUCAAGCUUAUUGUUCUUGAUAGACUUGAAGAAAUCAGAAGCAAACAUGAGGGUGUAUUAGAAGACCUUGUGAUGGAUAUCUUACAAGUGCUGUCAAGUCCCGACAUUGAUGUCCGUCGAAAGGCACUGCGUAUCGUUUUGGAAAUGGUUUCUUCAAGAAACGUACAAGAUGUCGUUCUUUUCUUAAAGAAAGAAUUGACAAAGACACAAGAUGAUGCAUAUGAAAAGAACACAGAAUAUCGUCAAUUGCUCAUUCAGUCCAUCCACACUUGUGCCAUCAAAUUCUCUGAAGUCGCAGCCAAUGUUGUCCAUGUCCUAAUGGAAUUCUUGGGCGAUUCUAAUAACCCUGCUGCUGUUGAUGUUAUUUCUUUUGUUCGAGAAGUAGUAGAAAAGUUCCCUACUUUGAGAGAAUCCAUCUUGGAGAAAUUGUUGGAUACAUUUAGUGAUAUGAAAUCAGGCAAAGUUUUCCGCGGUGCGCUCUGGAUUAUUGGUGAAUACUGUGAGAGUGUGAAGGAGAUUGAUGACGCCUGGAACCAGAUUCGUCAUGCUUUGGGUGAAGUUCCUUUGCUUGCAUCUGAACAGAAAUUAUUGGACGCUGCUGAAGCCGAUGCUGAAGAAGGAAAGGAAAGUGGUGAAAAACCCUUGGUUCCUACAGGAAGUGCUGCUCCUCGUCGAAUCUUGGCUGAUGGUACUUAUGCGACAGAAAGCGCCUACACAGAAUCAUCAUCUGCUGCUGCUGCUCGGCUAGAAGCUGUAAAGGCAGCCAAGAAACCACCUCUUCGUUCUCUUAUCCUUGCUGGCGAUUACUUCCUCGCUACCAUCCUUUCGACAGCCCUUACUAAACUCGUGCUUCGUUAUGCCAAGCUUGUAGACGACGCCACGCUUGCCAAUGCUCGUAAAGCAGAGGCUAUGUUGAUCAUGACUAGUAUCCUGCGUAUUGGUCAAUCUAAAUUUGUUGCCUUUGAGAUCGACGAAGACUCAUACGAUCGCAUUAUGCAAGAUUUACGUGUCGUUGGCUCCGCUGACAGUUCCACUGUAGACCGUGUUUACCUUGAAGAAACGCGUGAAGCAUAUGCUAAACAGCUUCAAGCUCAAGACAAGCGCUUAGCCGAUGCCAAGGCAGAAAGCGAAGUGAGCACUCAAAUCCAAGCCGACGAUACGAUCGUGUUCCGUCAGUUUACAAAGAAAUCAGGAGGUAAUGCGGAUGAGUACGACCAAGACUUGUCUCGCGCUACGGGCACAUUAGAUGACAAGGACGAUCUGAUGUCCAAAUUGAACCGUAUUGUCCAGUUGACUGGCUUUUCUGACAAGGUGUAUGCUGAAGCUGUCGUUAACGUUCACCAAUAUGACAUUCUUAUGGACGUCUUGAUUGUGAAUCAGACAAAUGAAACCCUACAAAAUCUGACAGUUGAAUUUGCCACACUGGGAGACCUUAAGCUCGUUGAUCGUCCUACGACGCAUAACUUGGCACCCCAUUCAUUCCUAACGGUCAAGGUGCCUAUCAAGGUAUCCUCUACUGAAACAGGAGUGAUAUUUGGUAAUAUUGUGUAUGACUCUCAUGGAUCAAGCGAGAACUGUGUUGUGUUGAACGACAUUCAUAUUGAUAUUAUGGACUACAUCAACCCUGCCUACUGCACGGAGACUCAAUUCAGAUCUAUGUGGACCGAAUUUGAAUGGGAAAAUAAGGUGAAUGUGAACACAAAUAUUAGUGAUUUACGCGCCUACUUGCAACACAUUAUGAAAUCAACCAAUAUGAACUGCUUAACACCCAAGAAGCAGCUUGAAGGCGACUGCGGCUUCUUAUCAGCUAAUAUGUAUGCUAGAAGCAUAUUUGGUGAAGACGCAUUAGCCAAUCUGAGCAUCGAAAAGAACGGUGACGGACCGAUCACUGGACACAUCCGUAUUCGCUCCAAGACACAGGGCAUUGCAUUAAGUCUUGGUGACAAAAUUACGCUUGCCCAAAAGGUUGCAGCUUAA
This is a messenger RNA of Rhizopus microsporus ATCC 52813, 2859 nucleotides long. RefSeq names its product coatomer beta subunit. Gene Ontology annotation, cellular component: cytoplasm; COPI vesicle coat. NCBI's taxonomy places the organism in Eukaryota, Fungi, Mucoromycota, Mucoromycetes, Mucorales, Rhizopodaceae. Gene Ontology annotation, molecular function: structural molecule activity. Bases 1 to 2859 code for a protein of 952 amino acids. Gene Ontology annotation, biological process: intracellular protein transport; intra-Golgi vesicle-mediated transport; endoplasmic reticulum to Golgi vesicle-mediated transport. The transcript is spliced from 8 exons. The record is from RefSeq and is a predicted model, not a curated record.